ACUGCGCGGCAAAAGCAAGGCGUCCUGCAAGCGAACGAGCUACACAACAAAAAACACGUGGGCAAAGUUAUGCUAUACGAGAGGAGGCGUGUGUGACGCGUGCAGUAGAGUGACUGAGAGUCAGGGAGGGGUGUAGGCCGCCAUGGGUCUGCGCUCCGCCCAGAAGAAGCUCUUCCCCCUGCGGGGCAUCGAUGGUGUGGUGCGGCUGUUCGAGGUGGAGCUGCAGAAGGCCGAGCCGGACCUGGCACUGCUGUCCCUGGUGCUGGGCUUCGUGGAGCACUUCCUGGCAGUGAACCGGGUGGUGCCAGCCAAUGUGCCGGGCGUGCACUUUGAGCCACUGGAGCCCGGCUGCCCAUCCUCCUGCUUCCCCACCGUGGAGCUGGGCCUUCUGUCCGCCCUGUACGAGCGCUUCACCGCCCAGAUCCGCGGCGCCGUCGACAUGUCACAUUACCGCCGGCCCGCAGGCGGGUCUGGCCGGGAGCUGGUGAAGAAGGUGUCGGACGUCAUCUGGAACAGCCUGAGCCGGUCCUACUUCAAGGACCGCGCCCACAUCCAGUCCCUCUUCAGCCUCAUCACAGGCACGAAGCUGGACAGCUCUGGGGUGGCCUUCGCAGUGGUAGCAGCGUGUCAGGUCCUGGGCCUGCGGGAUGUCCACCUGGCCCUCUCGGAGGACCACGCCUGGGUCAUUUUCGGCAAAGGCGGCGAGGAGACAGCCGAGGUCACAUGGCACGGCAAGGGCAACGAGGACCGACGGGGUCAGACCGUCAGCGCGGGCGUCAGCGAGAGGAGUUGGCUGUACCUGAAGGGCUCCUACCUGAAGUGCAACAGGAACAUGGAGGUGGCCUUCAUGGUGUGCGCCAUCAACCCCUCGGUGGACCUCCACACGGACAGCACGGAGCUGCUCCAGCUCCAGCAGAGGCUGCUGUGGUUGCUGUACGAGCGAGGAGAUCUGGACAGGUACCCCAUGGCCCUGGGCACUCUAGCAGAUUUGGAGGAUCAGGACCCUAUGCCUGGCCGGGACAGCCCGCUGUCCAUCCACCUAAAGGCUGUGGAUUCUGCCAAGAAGUACUACAACAACGAGCACAUCUACCCCUUCAUGUUCCUGGCCGGGUACCACUACAGGCACCGGAAUGUACGCGAGGCUUUGGGGGCGUGGGCCGAAGCCUCCUCUGUCAUGCAGGACUACAAUUACUUCCGCGAGGACGAGGAGAUCUACAAGGAGUUUUUCGACAUCGCCAACGACGUCAUCCCCACGCUGCUGAAGGAGACGGCGGCGGUGGCCGAGAGCGGCGAGGAGGGCGGAGACAGGGGCGAGGCCGCAGAGAAGGACCAGCCCCGACAAGCUGCUGCCCUCUCCGCACUCCAAGACCCAGAAUGCUUUGCGCACCUGCUCCGUUUCUAUGACGGCAUCUGUAAGUGGGAGGAGGGCAGCCCCACGCCGGUGCUGCAUGUGGGCUGGGCCACCUACCUCGUGCAGUCCCUCAGUCGCUUCGACGCGCAGGUGCGUCAGAAAGUGACCAUCAUCACCAAAGAGCCGGAACCCCAGGAUGACGACGACCAAUCCAGCGACGACCCACGAGAGGGGCGGAGACGCGGCCCCCGGCGGGAGUCCAAAUUGGAAGACCCGCCCCCUCCCCCGCCGCAGGCUCCGGCCCCGCCCGCCCAAGCUGCCCCGCCCAAGAAGGUCGGGGGAGAGGGGGGAGGACGUCGUCGCUCGGCCACGGGGGGCGUGCGGGUGAGCGAAUCGGAGGGAAAGGCUCGAGCGGCGUCGCCCGGCCCCACGCCGCCGCCCGCCCAGCCCACGCCCGCGCCGGGCGGUCCAGUGGUCACGUUCUUCAGCGAGAAGAUGAAGGGCAUGAAGGAGCUGCUCUCCGCAGCCAAAGUGAACUCCAGCGCCAUCAAGCUGCAGCUCACCGCACAGUCGCAGGUGCAGAUGAAGAGGCAGAAGGCCACGCCCGCGGGCGACUACACCCUGUCCUUCAUGAAACGACAGCGCAAGACUCUCUAG
Megalops cyprinoides (Indo-Pacific tarpon) is the source of this 2008-nucleotide messenger RNA. RefSeq names its product multiple endocrine neoplasia I (gene men1). The record is from RefSeq and is a predicted model, not a curated record. The transcript is spliced from 10 exons. Gene Ontology annotation, molecular function: chromatin binding; Y-form DNA binding; transcription cis-regulatory region binding. Gene Ontology annotation, cellular component: nucleus; histone methyltransferase complex; chromatin. NCBI's taxonomy places the organism in Eukaryota, Metazoa, Chordata, Actinopteri, Elopiformes, Megalopidae. Bases 143 to 2008 code for a protein of 621 amino acids. Gene Ontology annotation, biological process: regulation of transcription by RNA polymerase II; negative regulation of cell cycle; negative regulation of cell population proliferation.